AUGGCUGAAGCCGAGUUCCCUCCGCUUCCUUCCACUGCUACUUCCUCACCCACCCUUCCCUCAGUUUUACCCCUCUGGAAUAACCUCCUAACUACUACGCCCCAAAUUUCCACUAAUUAUUUCCACUCGCUCUCCUUCGUCCUUACCAAUAACUUCAAGGCCAACUUCACCACAGACCAAUUCAUGGCUGGAGCACCUGAAUGGGCCUUUUCACUAGUCGGUUUCUCCAUUGGGAAGCGGCCCUUCUACGAAGCACUCCUAUCGAUGAUCAAAAAGACUUGGCAACUCAAAGGAGAACUUUCCCUCCUCACCAUGGAUGACGGAUUCUUUUUGCUUAAGUUCACUGCCCUAGAAGACUACGAGCACGCUUGGACAAGAGGUCCUUGGUUUUUCUUUGGAAAGCCUUUCAUCCUACAAAAGUGGAGCUCAGACUUCGUUCCUAAGCAUGAGGAAUUCCCUUCAAUACCAUUAUGGGUUAAAAUCAUGAACUUGCCUCUAUCUCUUUGGACACCGGAAGGUAUAUCUAAACUUGCUAGUUGCAUUGGUAUUCCUUUUGCUGUGGAUGCUCUUACUAUGGCUAAAACCCGUCUCACCUUCGCACGUGAAUGUGUCCAAAUCACUAGCUCUUCCCCUCUGCCUGAAGAAAUCUUUUACUCUGUUGACGGCAAAGUCACUCCACUACAUGUACACUAUGAUUGGAAACCUAAACAUUGCUCACAAUGUGGUUCUAUCAUGCACCCGCCCACACUUUAUCUCAAAGACACUAUUUUGAAACCCACUACCAAUGUUAAUCCCAGGGGCCGAAGUUCCAGUCGUAAACCCAGACCCUCUGCCCCUCCAAGGUUCACAAUUCCCAAAUACCCUCUACCCUCUAAGGUGAACAACACGGUCACCUCUCUACCUCCUACAUAA
Molecule: messenger RNA, 912 nt
Organism: Dendrobium catenatum
Lineage: Eukaryota; Viridiplantae; Streptophyta; Magnoliopsida; Asparagales; Orchidaceae
Exons: 1
Coding region: 1-912 (303 amino acids)
Source: RefSeq, a predicted model, not a curated record